AUGGGUGCAUCAAGCUUAGGUUCUACUUUAGCAAAUUGCAUUAAUCUCUCAAAUUUGGCACUUAACCUUUAUGGGAAUCAAAUUGGUGAUGAAGGUGCAUCAAGCUUAGGUUCUGCUUUAGCAUAUUGCAUUAAUCUCUCAAAUUUGACACUUGAUCUUUGUGAUAAUUAAAUUGGUGUAAUGGGUGCAUCAGGCUUACGUUCUGGUUUAGCAAAUUGCAUUAAUCUCUCAAAUUUGACACUUAAUCUUCGUAGGAAUAAAAUUGGUGAUGAAGGUGCAUCAGGCUUAGGUUCUGCUUUAGCAAAUUGCAUUAAUCUCUCAAAUUUGACACUUGAUCUUUUUGAUAAUUAAAUUGGUUAUGAAGGUGCAUCAGGCUUAGGUUCUUAUUUAACAAAUUGCAUUAAUCUCUCAAAUUUGAAACUUUAUCUUAGCUCAAAGAAUAAAUCUUAAAAAUUCAAAGUAAUAAGCAAGUGUCUUAAAUCAAAAAGAUUAGUCGUCUUUAAGAAAUGUUUCUUAUGA
This is a messenger RNA of Tetrahymena thermophila SB210, 519 nucleotides long. RefSeq lists its product as hypothetical. Gene Ontology annotation, biological process: nucleocytoplasmic transport; activation of GTPase activity. NCBI's taxonomy places the organism in Eukaryota, Ciliophora, Oligohymenophorea, Hymenostomatida, Tetrahymenidae. Gene Ontology annotation, cellular component: perinuclear region of cytoplasm; cytosol; nucleus. The transcript is spliced from 6 exons. The record is from RefSeq and is a predicted model, not a curated record. Gene Ontology annotation, molecular function: GTPase activator activity; small GTPase binding.